Molecule: messenger RNA, 1875 nt
Organism: Spodoptera littoralis (African cotton leafworm)
Lineage: Eukaryota; Metazoa; Arthropoda; Insecta; Lepidoptera; Noctuidae
Source: the annotation of a GenBank genome assembly
AUUAUCGAAAAAAGACAUGUUGUUUAUUACUCCAUCACAUCCAAAAAGGGUGAAGAGAUCAAGAUUAAUUUUCGAACAGGGGUAGACAUAGGCUACUUUUUAUCACACGGGCGAAGCUGCUAACAGAUGCAGGUAUAAAUUAUUAUUCCGCAGAUUCCGCGGCCGGAUUAAUAAUAAUUGCGCUGACAUUGCGCAGCACACGACGCCGACACACAGCAAGACGACAGCACAAUAGUCGUGGCCAUUAGUAUUUAAAUUUAUUACUUAUAUACGUAUUUAAGUAGGGCAACACUCACCUGCGAUGGCGGACGGCAGCUCAUCGGGACCUCUGUAGCCGAGGACCUUGGAUGGCGUGUCCAUGUGGGACAGGUCGGCAGCGACGCCAGGGGUAAAGGGAGCGAGAUCGUACAGAGCUAGCGUGCUCACCAGGGGGUCCAUCUUCAGCAGCAGUGAUAGAGGCUGCCCGAUACCGCCAGCUGCACCGGCAACCAUGACUUUGAAUUGCAUCUAGAGAAAAAUUUAUGUCAAUCCAAAAUUCCUAAAAAAUCGUCCGGUCCUUAGAACCAGUUUUUGGACAUCGAAUUUUACCUCAGGGCUGGUAGAAAAGUUCUUGGCUCCAUUCUGGAAUGCCACUGUGGCGAUGGGUCUCAGUGCACGGGAGAACAUUUUGCGUCGUCUGUUUUUAGUAAAAGCCACUAAUUUAUGAAGACAAUAGCAAGUCUACUUGACCCUGCCGACCUUUCGAAGAUAACUAGUGAUGUAACUUUGGUCUGUCAAUUUGGAGUUGAUGUCAGACGUCAACGUCAUCAUCUGAAUCUUAUGACAUGAAUACAGAAUGAAUAUCACGUAAUCAAGUGUAUUUAUUACAUCAAAAUGAAUGUAAUACAAGCGGUUAAAUUGUACAUUACGAGGAUGACGGAGGAGAGUGGUCCGGGAAUGAAAGUUAUUCUCAUGGACAAGGAAACGACAAGUAUUGUCAGUAUGGUGUUCAGUCAGUCUGAGAUUUUGCAAAAAGAGGUUUAUCUCUUCGAGAGAAUUGAUAGCCAUUCAAAGUGGGAUAAUAUGAAGCAUAUGAAAUGCAUUGUUUUUGUGAGACCGACUUCUGAAAAUAUUUCAUUAUUGUCCCGGGAACUGAGAUACCCAAAGUAUGGAGUGUAUUUUAUAUAUUUCAGCAAUGUUAUAUCUAAGGCAGACAUUAAGACGUUAGCCGAGUGUGAUGAGCAGGAGACAGUUAGAGAGGUGCAGGAAGUUUUUGCCGACUACCUCGCUGUGGACCGACACCUGUUCUCCUUCAACAUUGUUGGGUGCUUGCAAGGUCGCUCCUGGAACCCGCACCACUUGCAGCGUUGUGCUCAAGGCUUGCUUGCGUUACUGCUAUCCGUGAAGAGACGCGCAGUAGUUCGCUAUGAGGCAGCAUCGGAGCCCUGCGCCCGUCUCGCAGAGAGAGUGAGAGACCUCCUACGUAGAGAGGCAGUGCUCAUUGAUAACAAUAUACCAUUCAACGGAGAGAUACCAACACCACAGCUGUUAAUUAUUGAUAGAAGAGAUGAUCCUGUUACACCGUUGUUGAAUCAGUGGACGUACCAGGCGAUGGUGCACGAGUUGCUGACAAUCAACAACAACCGCGUCAGUCUGGCGCACCUGCCUGACGUGCACAAGGACUUCAAGGAGGUCGUACUCUCCUCGGAACAGGACGAGUUCUAUGCCAAGGCGAGUAUUAUAGUAAUAGGGGAUUUAUUAUAUUCAUCAUCACCAGGCUAUAAGUGCCCACUGAUAAGCAAAGGCCUCGUCUUACACGGAGAAGGAUCGUAUAAGAGUCAUAGAAUUUAUUUAUUUAAAACAAUCAUUACAGUUUUCUCCAUUGCGAUAGUUUAG